Molecule: messenger RNA, 699 nt
Organism: Lathyrus sativus (Indian pea)
Lineage: Eukaryota; Viridiplantae; Streptophyta; Magnoliopsida; Fabales; Fabaceae
Source: the annotation of a GenBank genome assembly
AUGCUUUCCGGGGACAUACCUCCAAAUCAAACGAUUUACGUCAAGAAUCUCAAUGAAAAGGUCAAGAAAGAUGAAUUGAAGAGAUCUCUGUACUGCUUAUUCUCUCAAUAUGGAAGAAUUUUGGACAUCAUUGCUCUAAAGACACCCAAGCUUCGAGGACAAGCAUGGAUUUGUUUUAGUGAAGUAACUGCUGCAAGUAAUGCAGUGCGACAGAUGCAGAACUUCCCAUUUUAUGAAAAACCCAUGAGAAUUCAAUAUGCAAAAACAAAGUCAGAUUGUAUUGCUAAAGAAGAGGGAAGUUUUGUUCCAAGGGAAAAGAAAAAGAAACAAGAGGAGAAAGCUGAGAAAAAGAGGUUCCCUGAGGAAUCAAAACAAUCUUCCGUGCCAAAUGGAACACAUGGUGCAAGUAAUGGUGGCCCAACAGCCUCAUUCCGUCCAGGGUCUAACUCCCAAGAAGCAGCUGCUCCUAACAAUAUUUUGUUCAUAGAGAACUUGCCUUACGAAACUACCGGUAGAAUGCUUGAAAUGCUCUUCGAACAAUACCCCGGAUUUAAGGAAGUGCGCUUGAUUGAUGCAAAGCCAGGUAUCGCAUUCGUAGAUUUUGAAGACGACAUACAAUCAUCUAUGGCAAUGCAGGCUCUUCAAGGCUUCAAAAUCACACCUCAAAAUCCCAUGGUUAUAAACUUUGCUAAGAAGUAA